Daldinia childiae is the source of this 960-nucleotide messenger RNA. Its product is annotated as Citrate lyase subunit beta. The transcript is spliced from 2 exons. Gene Ontology annotation, molecular function: magnesium ion binding; catalytic activity. NCBI's taxonomy places the organism in Eukaryota, Fungi, Ascomycota, Sordariomycetes, Xylariales, Hypoxylaceae. Gene Ontology annotation, biological process: oxaloacetate metabolic process. Bases 1 to 960 code for a protein of 319 amino acids. The record is from RefSeq and is a predicted model, not a curated record.
AUGGUCUCCAGUUCGACCUCCGCUCUUCGCCGGGCUUUGCUCUACGUCCCAGCGUCCUCAACACGAAUGCUAACCAAAUCCCUCGGUCUCACCUGCGACACCAUCAUCUACGACCUCGAGGACUCGGUGACGCCCGACGCAAAGACCGAAGCUCGCGAUGCCCUCAACCAGCACUUAUCUCGAUUAUCUGCGCUACCGCCCUCCGUCUCCGAGAUCGCCAUCCGCGUCAACCGCGCCGGAUCUUCCUUUCUAGAGAAAGACCUCAAGCUUGCCGCGUCGAUCCCUCUCGUUGACACCGUCGUCGUGCCCAAAGUCAACACCAUCGGGGACUUGAGGGCUGUCUCCCACGUGUUGAAGAACUUCGAGAACAAAAGCUACAAAGAGAUACGCAAUAAGCCCAUAAGGGUUAUAGCCAUGAUCGAGUCGGCACGCGCUAUAAUGAACAUCUCGUCGAUUAUUAGAGGCCCGCGCCUCAACGGCCUAAUGUUUGCGGCUGAGGACUUUGCCCUCGACUUGUCGCUCACGCGGACGCCGGAUUUGACCGAGUUCUUAUAUGCGCGGUCUGCCAUGGUGACAGCCGCCCGCGUUGAGAACAUCCCUAGUGUAAUAGAUUUGGUAUGCACAUCAUAUCAAGGGAAGGAGGGGCUAACGCGGCUAGAGGAAGAAUGCCGGGGCGGAAAGGCCAUGGGAUUCAAUGGCAAGCAGUGCAUUCAUCCUUCGCAGGUCGAGACGGUGCAGCGACUCUUCUCUCCCUCCAAGAAGGAGGUUGAGUGGGCUGUCAGGAUCACCGUAGCGAACAAGAAAGCCGCGGCUGAGAAAAGAGGGGCUUGGACCCUGGAUGGUAAAAUGAUUGAUGCCCCUGUUUUCGGUAGGGCGGUAGAAAUAGUUGAAAAGGCGCGAAAAUGUGGCAUGGAUGUUGAUGGACUACGAGAAAAAUGGAAAGAUCAAGAGCCUGAAUAG